Molecule: messenger RNA, 1056 nt
Organism: Peromyscus maniculatus bairdii (prairie deer mouse)
Lineage: Eukaryota; Metazoa; Chordata; Mammalia; Rodentia; Cricetidae
Source: RefSeq, a predicted model, not a curated record
GCUUUGGAGCUGCAUUUACAGACUCUUGGAGUGGAAACUUUCUACUGCAUUUAUUCAAAGUGGGCCAAUGACUCUCUUCAUAAUCUUGGGGAUUUGCCUUUCUUGUUUGAGUCUUCUUUUCCUAUGGAAUCAGCACCAUGGCAAAGGGAAACUCCCACCUGGGCCCACUCCUUUUCCAGUUGUUGGAAAUAUUUUGCAAAUGGAUAUUAAAAAUAUCAUCAAGUCUCUGAACAUGCUAGCAGAAGAGUAUGGCCCCGUGUUCACUGUGUAUCUGGGCAUGAAGCCCACGGUGGUGCUGCAUGGAUAUGAAGUAUUGAAGGAAGCUUUGGUUGACCGGGGAGAUGAGUUUUCUGGCAAAAUGCAAUCAUCAUUAAAUCGUGAAGUCGGCCAAGAGUUAGGAAUCAUUUUCAGCAAUGGAGAAAUAUGGAAGCAAACACGGCGUUUCUCCCUCACAGUCUUACGGUCUAUGGGGAUGGGAAAGAAAAGUAUUGAAGACCGAAUUCAGCAGGAAGUACUUUGUCUGGUGAAAGCAUUGAGAAAAACCAAUGGGUCUCCAUGUGAUCCAAACUUCCUUCUGGCCUGUGUUCCCUGCAAUGUGAUCUGUGCUGUCAUUUUCCAGCGUCGUUUUGACUACAAUGAUGACACUUUCAGAGGCUUCAUGAAGAAAUUUCGAAGAAAUAUUGAAAUUUUAACAUCUCCUUGGGUCAAGCUGUGCAGUGCAUACCCUGUGUUAUACUAUCUCCCAGGAAGCCAUAAAGAGUACAUUAAAAUUUGUACUGAAAUAAAAGAGUUCAUUUUGAAGGAAAUAAAAAGGCAUCAAGAAACUCUGAACCUCAACAGCCCUCAGGACUUUAUUGACCACUUCCUGAUUAAAAUGGAAAAGGUACAAGGGACCCUGACUUACUUCUGCACAUUUUUGUGCAUUCUGACUCAGUUUUCCUUUUUCUCAGUGAAAUUGGGAUGUUCAACCUAAUGUUCCUUCUAGCAGUAUUCAUUAUUUGUCAAACCAAUUUCCUAGGCAAGUUGUAUAGAGUAUUCAGAGAUAAUUAAGCUGGG